Suillus bovinus is the source of this 736-nucleotide messenger RNA. RefSeq lists its product as uncharacterized. The coding region runs from base 144 to 602 and encodes 152 amino acids. Gene Ontology annotation, molecular function: ABC-type transporter activity. NCBI's taxonomy places the organism in Eukaryota, Fungi, Basidiomycota, Agaricomycetes, Boletales, Suillaceae. The transcript is spliced from 2 exons. The record is from RefSeq and is a predicted model, not a curated record. Gene Ontology annotation, cellular component: membrane.
CCGUAAGUAAGGUGGAGUCGUGCCAGGUAUGGUGCUUACCAAUGCAUUCAAUUGCGGAAUAUAUACUUGACGUGAUUGGUGCAGGGGCAGCUGCGGCCUCCACAACUGAUUGGUAUCAUGUCUGGAAAAGUUCAUGAGAGGCAAUGCAACUUCAGGUUCAGAUCGAAAAGAUGCACGAACAUGGUCGUACUUGCCCACAACAGCAGCAGCCCAGCGUCCAGUAUUCCGUCUUCGCUACCUCAUGGUCGCACCAGUUCAUUACCUUCCAUACAGCGUACGAAACCCGUGAAUGUUCUAGUAGGAUGUAUCACUGGACCGCUCUCGUCGUGUCACAACUUGCUGCUGAGUUUCUUUGGAACAUGCCAAGGGCGGCGAUGUUCUUUCUCUGCUGUUAUUGGACUGUCAGAUUUUUCACGGGCCGACUGGCAGACUACAUAUUCCUCGUGCUCCCUGUCGCCGUCCUGUUGUUUUAUACCAUGCUUGGACAUGGCAUCGCGUCCAUGGCACUGACCACUUCAGUUGUAGCCCUGUACUUUACAACUUUCCUUAUAUUCCUCUUGAUCUUUGACGGCGUAAUCGAGUCAUUCAUGGAGCUUAAUUGAUGGAAAUGGAUAUAUAAGGUCUCUCCUCUCGUAUACAUCAUCGAAGGUCUCAUUGGUCAAGGUCCGUGAAUGAUAUCUCACUGGAUAAUCAAUACAUCUUCGUGGCUAUUGGCGGGGAAGCCAUUCACUGCUAC